AAGGACCUAUUGGCUACAUAGUAGACCGAGAAGUCAAGUACAGAUACACGGAGGAGUCAAUUUAUCUCGGUUGCUAGUAAGAUGACCAACAAACAAUGGUAGAUAGGAUAGCCCAGUCUUGUGAUACUAAUGAAGUUAAUGAGUUCUCUCCUAUAUAAACAUGAACAUCGGGGCACUGUCCACACUCUCGCAUUUCAGAAACACUGUUCUACUCCAUUCUGAGUAACUCAAUCGGAAUAGAGAGACAGAGAACAGUGUAGAAUCUUCACCAUUACUACUACCCAUUAACCCAAUCGUGUCUUUACUCUUGCGAGUGGAACUUUGAGUUCAUAUUCUCUCACAUUGAUCCAUCUCCAUCCAGCUGAGAAGUGAAAACCAUUCAAGAGGAAGAGGGGGAAUGGGGGGAAGGUUUUCUCUCUUGGUCAUCCUUCUCGCCAUGGGGACUCUCAUGGCUUUCUGUCCUACACUUGAAGCAGACGGGUCCAGUUUGUUUUUAGAUAACUUCGAUAUAAUGUGGUCUGAAGAUCAUUUCAAGACCUCAGUAGACGGGAAAGUCUGGUACCUCUCCCUCGACAAAGACACAGGUUGUGGUUUCCAAACAAAGCAGAGAUACAGAUUUGGGUGGUUCAGUAUGAAGCUCAAGCUGGUUGCAGGCGACUCUGCCGGUGUUGUGACUGCCUACUAUAUGUGCUCAGAUACAGGAGCAGGGCCAAAGAGGGACGAGCUAGAUUUCGAGUUCUUGGGGAAUAGAACAGGGGAACCUUACCUGAUACAGACAAACGUGUACAAGGAUGGGGUUGGCGGUCGUGAGAUGAGGCACAUCCUCUGGUUCGAUCCAACAGAGGACUUCCAUUCCUAUUCCAUUCUCUGGAAUACCCACCAGAUCGUGUUCUUCGUGGAUAGAGUAGCGAUGAGGGUUUACAAGAACUCAAAUUCGGACAAGCCAAACGAGUUCUUCCCUAACGAGAAGCCCAUGUACAUCUUCUCAAGCAUCUGGAACGCCGAUGAGUGGGCGACCAGAGGUGGUUUGGAGAAGACGGACUGGAAGAAGGCACCUUUCGUGUCUACUUAUAAGGAUUUCAGCGUCGACGCUUGUCAAUGGGAAGAUCCAUAUCCUGCCUGUGUCUCCACCACCACACAGAAAUGGUGGGAUCAAUACGACGCCUGGCAUCUCUCUGACUCUCAGAAAGAGGAUUACGCUUGGGUUCUCAGGAAUCUUGUUAUCUACGAUUACUGUAAGGAUGCUGAGAGGUACACUACUUUGCCAUCGGAGUGUGGCUUGAGUCCAUGGGACUGAAUCUGAAUUCCUUCAUCUUUCAAUCCUGCCACAGGUUACAGAGCUACCACCAUUGAUGAUCAUUUGUAAGCAAAACAAUAAUCACGCACUAGAUAUAAGACUUUGGCAAACUAUUAUAUUAAUGAAAAUAUAAAUACAAGUAAAAGAUGAUUUACUUGUUCAAGCAAUCCUUUUGAAUAGUAGCAGAAAUUGUCUGUAGAGUUGAGUUGUAUAGUAUGUAUACUCUUCUUAGGGUAUUUGAAUGCCCCGUACAAUUGUAUGCAACCGGGUUGAUCCUAUGUUCUCACCUUCAAGAUAAAACAACUCUCUAAUUACUUAA
This is a messenger RNA of Macadamia integrifolia, 1616 nucleotides long. Its product is annotated as probable xyloglucan endotransglucosylase/hydrolase protein 8. Gene Ontology annotation, molecular function: hydrolase activity, hydrolyzing O-glycosyl compounds; xyloglucan:xyloglucosyl transferase activity. Bases 398 to 1297 code for a protein of 299 amino acids. Gene Ontology annotation, cellular component: apoplast; cell wall. NCBI's taxonomy places the organism in Eukaryota, Viridiplantae, Streptophyta, Magnoliopsida, Proteales, Proteaceae. The transcript is spliced from 4 exons. The record is from RefSeq and is a predicted model, not a curated record. Gene Ontology annotation, biological process: xyloglucan metabolic process; cell wall biogenesis.